AUGAGUCAUCAGGUUCGGGAGAAAGCCAUAGGCUUAGCAACUGGCGGUCAAGGGGAAGAUGAUGCUAUUUCAUCCUCAGCCAUCGAGCUAUCGUUGCUUCCAUCUACCUCAGUCCCACCCAUUGAAACAACAUCAUUCAAAAAUCGCCAAGCAUUUGAUGGACAAGAUGGAAUAAUAACCUCAUCAUCGCCACCGCUAUCACCACCAACAUCAGGAGCACUGAGCAUAUCCAAAGCCAAAGGCGUGACGGUCAUUGCUACCCUUGCGGGAAUGAGUUUUCUGAACUCAAUGGGCUCCGGAAUUCUCAUUGCGGCCCUGCCACGGAUUGCCAAGGACGUUGGACUCCCCCAAGGCCUCAUUUUAUGGCCAGCCGUUGUCUAUGCCCUUGCUGCAGGCUGUCUGCUUCUCAUUUUUGGCGCUAUAGCUGACGUUGUCGGAGCCAAGUUAAUGUGGGUAGUGGGGAGCUUUCUCUUUGCCAUCUUCACUAUAGCUAUCGGGUUAGCAAGGACGAGUAUUCAAAUCAUUCUCUUCCGGACGUUACUCGGCGCUGCUAUAUCCAUGUGUUUACCCACGGCGGUCAGUCUCAUCACCAACACGUUUCCGAAGGGCACAUGGCGUAACAUUGCCUUCGCCAUGAACGGGAUGGGCCAGCCCCUCGGCUUCGCCCUUGGAUUGGUCCUGGGAGGCAUUUUCACCGACACAAUCGGUUGGAGAUGGUCUUACUACAUGAUGGCUAUCAUCAACUUGUGCAUUUCAAUAGCAUCGAUCUGGUCCCUGCCCUCUAUUCAUCAUCACUCGGAGAAGAGAUGGACCCGCCGCCUCCUCGAAGAUAUUGACUGGCUGGGCACUGUUAUUCUUAGUGUCGCGCUUGGUGUGCUAUUGUAUGUCCUCGCCGUGACAACUUCUUCCUACCGAAACAUUGGUGAUACUCAGAACAUUGUCCUACUUAUUGUAUCUGGCGUUCUGCUUGGUGCAUUCCCCUGUUGGAUGCAUUACCAGUGCAAGAAAUCGAGACCAGCACUCAUUCCUAACAGACUCUGGGGAAACGCUUCCUUCACUUCUAUUUGUAUCUCCGUCUUCCUAUGCUGGGGAUCUCUUAAUGGGAUCCAGUAUUUUACUACGCUCUAUUUCCAGCAGAUACAAGGGCUUUCUGCUCUGCAAAGCUCGAUAAGAUUCAUUCCCCAUGUUAUCAUGGGCACGGUGACCAACAUUGUAACUGCCUACCUCAUAUCCCGCGUUCGGGUCCAAACGCUUGCCGUUAUUUCGGCCUUGGUUACCAUGAUUUGCCCUAUACUCAUGGCCACGAUCAAAGUAAAUGAAAACUACUGGUUUGCCCCUUUUUGGGCAUUGUUACUCUCGCCUAUGAAUCCGGACGUGCUAUUCACGGUAUCUAAUUUAGUUAUUUCUGAUGCGUUCCCAGCCGAUGUCCAAUCCCUAGCUGGAGGAGUUUUCAAUGAGGUCUCACAAUUCGGUAAUUCCGUAGGUCUGGCUGUAACUGCUGCUAUUGCUGCAUCUGUCACAGAGCACACAGGCAUCCGAGAUCCUAAAGAAGCACUUAUGGAGGGUUAUCGAGCUGCCUUCUGGAUUAGCUUCGCCAGCCAUGCCCUUGUUGUCAUUGUCGUCUUCUUUGGCCUGAAGAAAGGCGGGACCGUAGGGAAGAAAGAUCAAUAA
Molecule: messenger RNA, 1671 nt
Organism: Venustampulla echinocandica
Lineage: Eukaryota; Fungi; Ascomycota; Leotiomycetes; Helotiales; Pleuroascaceae
Exons: 3
Coding region: 1-1671 (556 amino acids)
Biological process (GO): transmembrane transport
Cellular component (GO): membrane
Molecular function (GO): transmembrane transporter activity
Source: RefSeq, a predicted model, not a curated record